AGAGCCGGUAGGAACACCUAGUAGUUUUAUAGUAGUCUUCAAUUCAAAACUAAAAUGUUUUCGAGAAAUACCGUUUUGAUUUUCUGCGUGGCGUUGUACUUUUUGCGCUGUCAGGGUGGUAUCCCUUUUCCAAGAGAUCUUGAAACGAUAAGAAACGCAUUCGUCCAAUAUCAGAAUCAAGACAAUAGUGUUGACGUUGUAGGUCUAAAAAAAAUAAUCGAUGACGUGGCAGAAAAAUUGGGCAAGCUCAUACGAUAUCCUAUGCCGGGUUGCAGGGGCACUAGUCUUGGGGAAAUGAUAGAAGUUUUUAAAGACAGAAAAUUUACAAUGGACCAAGUUGAACACUUUCUCAUAAGAUAUUUAAAUUUUACUUUCCAAGAUCCGCAAACAACGAUAAGAGAAAUACUCGAGAAACACGAAAAACCAGAUGGCUUAAGCUACCAAGAAUUGGCACGUGUAAUUGACGAAGUAAAAGAGAAAACGGGAGUAUACAAUGAGUUCCCUAGUUUUCAUGAACUGCAAAGGGAAGCAGCAAACUAUAAAUAUCCUAUGGAUGUUGUUGAAAAAAUCGCCCAAGAAUUUAUAGCUUCCGAUGAUCCGCCAACUAAGACAAUUAUAAGAGAAAUAGUCACGCAACACUAUACGUCAGAUGGCCUAAGCGACGAAGAGUUAAAACGUGUAAUUGAUGUAAUAAAAGCGGAAACGGGCACAACGGGAGAAUUCGCUUUAAGUAAUCCAUUGGAAGCGACAUUAGCAGACUACAAGUUUACUAUGGAUGAAGUCGAAGACAUCGUCAAUAAAUAUUUAUUUGGAUAUGAUAAUUUGAUUUCAUAAUAUCAACUGUUAUUAAAAUAUUGC
Molecule: messenger RNA, 858 nt
Organism: Adelges cooleyi (spruce gall adelgid)
Lineage: Eukaryota; Metazoa; Arthropoda; Insecta; Hemiptera; Adelgidae
Exons: 7
Coding region: 55-834 (259 amino acids)
Source: RefSeq, a predicted model, not a curated record